UGUGUCAAAAUUCUAACCUAUAAAUUAUUGAGGUUAGAAAAUUUAAAAUUGUUUUGACAUAGUGUUCGAUACCGGACUGUAACUUUGUUUUGAAUUUGAAAUUGUAUUUUAAUUAAUUUGGCAGUAUUAUGGCAGGUCCAAAGAAGAAGUCCAGAGCACCUUCCAAAUCUGAAUCCGAAGGAUCAAGUAACGAAGAGAGUGAUUCGGGAACUUACCAUGGACAGAAGGUAAUUCAUAUGAACCACGUGCAGGAAAUUCAAGCAACAUUUGAAGGACGGAAUCCCGAGGUACAAGAUUUUCAUGGUAUCAAGCAACUAUUAAAUCAGUUAUUCCUUAAAGCUCAUAUAGACCUUUCCCAAAUGAGUGAUUUACUUAUUGCACAACAUGGUGUAGGUUCCGUAUUGAAACAAAGCUAUGGUGACAGUGAUGAUGAGGAUGAAGAUGUUGAAAUGAGUGAUGAAAAAGACGUUUUUGGUAUUGCUAGUGUUGUCAAUUUGGGUUCACACAAGGAGACUCCAUGUGUGCAGCAAUUCUUUUCUUUGCUUGAAGAACUCAGCAAAAAACAUGCAGAUGAAUCCAUCCAAACUGAAAUUAGGAAAAUAGUUACAGAGCACAGUAGGCUAGGAUUUUUAGUAAAUGAACGCUUUGUUAAUAUUCCAGCUCAAAUAUCUGUACCUAUGUUAAAUUCCUUAAGCGAAGAAGUGGAUAGGAUGAAGAAAAAGGAUCCAUCAUAUGAUUUUGAGUACUACGUUAUGAUAUGUAAAACUUGUAGGUCCAAAGAUAAUAAAGAUGAAGUAAUUUUUACCAAUGACGAGGAAGAAAUAUUCUCUAAAGAUGCUGAUAUUGGCUUUGAGUUUAGUGUUGCCAAUGAAUCAGAUGUUGGAUUGGGGGGCAGGUGGUUGGCAGAAGAUAAGCAAGUUAUUCCUUACAGAAAAGUUAUAAUGUUUAAGGCCAGUAAACUGAAGAAUAUUAUUUCAAAAAUAGCGCUUUUUGUCAAACCAUAGAUGUUUUUAAAAGCAAAGUUGAAGAGCUACAAUGUUUAUUAUUUUUGCAAGUUGUUGUAACCUAUUUUUUAAUAAAUUGAUUUUAUACCA
Messenger RNA from Diabrotica balteata, 1094 nucleotides. NCBI's taxonomy places the organism in Eukaryota, Metazoa, Arthropoda, Insecta, Coleoptera, Chrysomelidae. The record is from the annotation of a GenBank genome assembly.